Messenger RNA from Ogataea philodendri, 249 nucleotides. RefSeq lists its product as uncharacterized. The transcript has a single exon. Bases 1 to 249 code for a protein of 82 amino acids. NCBI's taxonomy places the organism in Eukaryota, Fungi, Ascomycota, Pichiomycetes, Pichiales, Pichiaceae. The record is from RefSeq and is a predicted model, not a curated record.
AUGUGUAACCAAUUCUGCAGGAACCUGUUUCAUGACUCGUCCUGGACGCAGGUAACCUUUCACGAACCACCGGUAGAGCAGCUGCCCUCCCCAGACAAUAAUGGUAGCCACCAAGUACCAGUGUCCUUGCAACUCGUUGUAAACGUGGUAGAACAGGCUGAUGUAGAAACAGACAGCCAGCAGCCAAUGGAAAGAGAUGAAAAACUGGUACCAACGGUCGCGCAUAAACUGCCAGGAACACAUCCAUAG